UUCUUCAGUAAAAAAAAAAUGGUUAUUUCUUCGAACUCAUGCCUGAGCUUCAUUGGUUUAUUGUUAUGUCUCUGGAGCAGGACAGCAUCCUCGCUGAAUCUUGAAGACCCUAAUGUGUGCAGUCACUGGGAAAGCUACUCAGUGACUGUGCAAGAGUCAUACCCGCAUCCCUUCGAUCAAAUUUACUACACCAGCUGCACUGACAUUCUGAACUGGUUUAAAUGUACGCGGCACAGAAUCAGUUAUCGGACGGCCUAUCGACAUGGAGAGAAAACUAUGUAUAGGCGCAAAUCUCAGUGUUGUCCUGGAUUUUAUGAAAGCCGGGAAAUGUGUGUCCCCCACUGUGCUGAUAAAUGUGUCCACGGUCGCUGCAUUGCUCCGAACACCUGUCAGUGUGAGCCUGGCUGGGGUGGGACCAACUGCUCUAGUGCCUGUGAUGGUGAUCACUGGGGGCCCCACUGCAGCAGCCGGUGCCAGUGCAAAAACGGGGCUCUGUGCAACCCCAUCACGGGGGCUUGCCACUGUGCUGCAGGUUUCCGGGGCUGGCGCUGCGAGGACCGCUGCGAGCAGGGCACCUACGGUAAUGACUGUCGCCAGCGAUGCCAGUGUCAGAAUGGAGCCACCUGUGACCACGUCACGGGGGAAUGCCGCUGCCCGCCGGGAUACACUGGAGCCUUCUGUGAGGAUCUUUGUCCCCCCGGCAAGCACGGCCCACAGUGUGAGCAGAGAUGCCCCUGCCAAAAUGGAGGAAUAUGUCAUCACGUCACCGGAGAAUGCUCUUGCCCUUCUGGCUGGCUGGGCACAGUGUGUGGUCAGCCUUGCCCUCAGGGUCGCUUUGGAAAGAACUGUUCACAAGAAUGUCAGUGCCAUAAUGGAGGGACGUGUGACGUUGCCACAGGCCAGUGUCAUUGCAGCCCAGGAUACACAGGGGAACGGUGCCAGGACGAGUGUCCCGUUGGCACCUACGGAGUUGGCUGUGCGGAGACCUGCCAAUGUGUCAAUGGAGGGAAAUGUUAUCACGUGAGCGGUUCGUGCCUCUGUGAAGCAGGCUUUGCUGGCGAGCGUUGCGAGGCACGUCUGUGUCCAGAAGGGCUGUAUGGCAUCAAGUGUGACAAGCGGUGUCCCUGCCACCUGGAUAACACUCAUAGCUGUCACCCCAUGUCUGGAGAGUGUGCCUGCAAGCCGGGCUGGUCGGGACUCUACUGUAAUGAAACAUGUUCCCCUGGAUUCUUCGGGGAAGCUUGCCAACAGAUCUGCAGCUGCCAAAAUGGGGCUGACUGUGACAGUGUGACUGGAAAGUGCACCUGUGCCCCGGGAUUCAAAGGAAUUGACUGCUCUAUCCCAUGCCCGCUGGGAACCUAUGGGAUCAACUGUUCCUCUCCCUGUGGUUGUAAAAAUGAUGCUGUCUGCUCACCUGUGGACGGGUCUUGUACUUGCAAGGCAGGCUGGCACGGGGUGGACUGCUCCAUCAGCUGUCCCAGCGGUACGUGGGGCUUCAGCUGUAACUUAACCUGCCAGUGCCUCAACGGCGGGGCCUGCAACACCCUGGACGGGACGUGCACGUGUGCACCUGGAUGGCGCGGGGAAAAAUGUGAACUUCCCUGCCAGGACGGCACGUAUGGGCUGAACUGUGCGGAGCGCUGUGACUGUAGCCAUGCGGACGGCUGCCACUCCACCACGGGCCACUGCCGCUGCCUCCCUGGAUGGUCAGGUGUCCACUGUGACAGCGUGUGUGCUGAGGGACGCUGGGGCCCCAACUGCUCUCUGCCCUGCUACUGCAAAAAUGGGGCUUCGUGCUCCCCAGAUGAUGGCAUCUGUGAGUGCGCGCCAGGGUUCCGAGGCACCACGUGUCAGAGAAUCUGCUCCCCCGGUUUUUAUGGGCAUCGCUGCAGCCAGACGUGUCCACAGUGUGUGCACAGCAGUGGGCCCUGUCACCACAUCACGGGCCUGUGCGACUGCUUGCCUGGCUUCACAGGUGCUCUCUGCAAUGAAGUGUGUCCCAGCGGCAGAUUUGGGAAAAACUGUGCAGGGGUUUGUACCUGUACCAACAAUGGAACCUGUAACCCCAUUGACAGAUCUUGUCAGUGUUACCCGGGUUGGAUUGGCAGUGACUGCUCUCAACCUUGUCCGCCUGCCCACUGGGGCCCGAACUGCAUCCACACGUGCAACUGUCACAACGGGGCCUUCUGCAGCGCCUAUGAUGGGGAAUGUAAAUGCACUCCCGGCUGGACGGGGCUGUACUGCACUCAGAGAUGUCCUCUGGGUUUUUACGGAAAGGACUGUGCGUUGAUAUGCCAGUGUCAAAAUGGAGCUGACUGUGACCACAUCUCUGGACAGUGUACAUGCCGGACCGGGUUCAUGGGGAAGCACUGUGAACAGAAGUGCCCUGCAGGAACAUAUGGCUAUGGCUGUCGCCAGAUAUGUGACUGCCUGAACAACUCCACCUGCGACCAUAUCACUGGGACCUGUUACUGCAGCCCAGGCUGGAAGGGGGCGCGAUGUGAUCAAGCUGGUGUCAUAAUCGUUGGAAAUCUGAACAGCUUGAGCAGGACCAGCACGGCUCUCCCUGCUGAUUCCUAUCAGAUCGGGGCCAUCGUCGGCAUCAUCAUCCUGGUGCUGGUUGUUCUCUUCCUCCUCGCGCUGUUCGUUAUUUAUAGACAGAAGCAGAAGGGAAAGGAAUCGAGCAUGCCAGCAGUUACCUACACCCCUGCUCUCAGGGUCAUGAAUGCAGACUAUGCCAUUUCAGAAACCCUUCCCCACAGCAACAGCGGAAAUGCUAACAGUCAUUACUUCACCAACCCCAGCUACCACACGCUUACCCAGUGCGCCACAUCUCCGCACGUCAACAACAGAGACAGGAUGACCAUCGCAAAGUCAAAGAACAACCAGCUGUUUGUGAAUCUGAAAAAUGUGAAUCCCGGGAAGAGGGGCCCUGUGGCGGACUGCACGGGGACGCUGCCGGCAGACUGGAAACACGGCGGCUACCUCAACGAGCUUGGAGCUUUUGGACUUGACAGAAGUUAUAUGGGAAAAUCCUUGAAAGAUUUGGGAAAGAAUUCUGAAUAUAAUUCAAGUAACUGCUCCCUAAGCAGUUCUGAAAACCCAUAUGCCACUAUUAAAGACCCACCUGUACUGAUCCCCAAAAACUCAGAGUGUGGCUAUGUGGAGAUGAAGUCACCAGCACGGAGAGAUUCCCCAUAUGCAGAGAUCAAUAACUCAACGUCAGCCAACAAGAAUGUCUAUGAAGUUGAACCUACAGUGAGUGUUGUCCAAGGAAUAUUCAGCAACAAUGGGCAUCUUACCCAGGAUCCAUAUGACCUCCCAAAGAACAGUCACAUCCCUUGCCACUACGACCUGCUGCCGGUCCGAGACAGUUCCUCCUCCCCCAAGCAAGAGGAUGGUGGCAGCAGCAGCAGCAGCAGCAGCAGCGAAUGACACCAAAGAUCCACCUGGUAGCCACUGGAAGUUUCCAGAACUGCAGUUGGUUCUUCUCUAUCCUCGAGUUUGCCACCUUAUGGGAAUGUUCAUCUCCCUGGUAGGCAACUGUUGGACGUGAACCAGAAAGCUCAAAGCUGAGGCUGGCUGAUCGUAGGUCCUUCUUGUACUGGUGACCUGGAAGGAGAUAUCAGUGUGACUUCCUAUUCUUCUUAGUUUUAGAACUGCGCUCGUGAAGCAUGACUUCCUAUAAGAUCUUGGCUAAAAGCAUGAACUUGUAGAAGUCCUUGGGAGGGAGUUGUGGGCUGCAGUGACAUUGGUGUUUGGUUGAACCAUUAAAAUCUGAGUAUUUUCUUUCUCAUUUGCAUUGCAGACCUGUACCUAGGAUUGUGCAGUUUAUCAUAAAAUCUGGUGUGAAUCACUAAACAUGUAGAAGAAAAGGGGAGUAUUAUUGAGUCCUUACAUUUUUUUUUUUUUUUGCACCUGGAUUUAGAAUUAUAGGGAUAAUAUGAACCCAGGAAGAAAAGUUCUGUCGAGUAGCAUACUGGAUAGACUUUGAAUAAACUCUAGAACUGGUUAGCAAAUUUAUAUAUGAAAACUUUAGACUUUUUUAGGAUGAAGAAAUAAAAAAUUAGAAUUAUUUUAGCUAUAAUAGCAUUAUUUCAGAAAUCACUGUCCAGAUGUGGCAGGCAGAGGUUAAUCUUCUUUGACCCUUGGCCCACUUUAGAUCCGUGACAUCAUUCUGAUCCCUGUCCCAUCAUACACAUUCACCAUGUAAGGUCCAUGACAUAUCAAUAAUUAUUUCAUAAAUACAGAAAAUAGAUUGUUUUAUUUUUGACAGACGGGAUUGAACGAGUGUAUAAUGAUUGGAAAAGGGUGUAAAUUUUAAGUGUAAGAAGACGUUUUGGUUUUGUAAACCAUUAGCGACACAUGCUGUAAUAUAGAAUUAGCAGAAAGUUUUGAUUAAUUUUUCCCUAGACGUGACCGAAAUAUUUUUGUGCAUAUUUGAGAAAAGGGCACUUUCCUUUUAUUAAUUGUCGAUUUAGAGAAACUAUGCUUAAGCUGGUCUUUUGCAUUGCUAAUAUGACAUGUACCCCGUUUUUCAUUAAUUUGUAUUUCCAUUUUUAAGUUGUAUAGUCUACGUUUUGUAGUGCUUGGAUUGUUAAGGAAAAAAAUAUGUUAUAUGUUCUCUGUUUCUUGUAUUAUUGCCACUUAUCUUUUUGCCUGACAAAAAUGCAUUGUUCUUUCUUUCCUUUUGGAGGGAGGAGAUGAGAAUAUAUAAAAUCAAAUCUAUUAAAAUUGGUCAUUACUAAAAUAGUAAAGUAACCAUAGGCGAAUGGCUCAUGCUUGAAAUAGAGAAACUUGUUACUAUUUCAAAAUGGAGCUCCUUUUGAUUUGUGUGUUCUGAGUCUUGGUUAAAGCGGGGAGAAGGGGAGCGAGGAACCAUUGGUUAUUGAGCAUGUACUACAGGCUGUUCUUACGAAGACCUUCAUUAGGGUGAUUACAUAAUUGAUCAUCCAAACUGGGACACUUUUGAGUGUAAAUGAGGGCAUUAUUAAUAAUUAACCUGCAAUGGGCCUAAAUCUGGACCGUCCCAGGUAACCCAGAAUGGACGCUCAUCCUGUGCAUACCUAUCAGGCAAUAAUAUUUUUCGCUUCAAAGCAGUUGUCUCAAGAGAAUGCCAAUAGAAUGGAAGAAAGCUGGUUUCUCUUUGACCUACCUGAGCAAGCGGAAGGGCUAAAAAGCUGCCUGAGGAAGCGACUUCAUGAGAAAGAACGAUUGGUUGUGAAUCUUUAAAGGCAUGAAACCCUCUGUGGUAUCCUGUCUCGGUGAGUCACUUAACCUAUGUGUAUUGUGUAUCCAUUCUGCCAGUAGCAUACGUGAGGCACUGUCCCUGCCAGUUAUUGAGUUGUCACUUAUCUGCAGGGAUUUCACGUGACACACCAGCACCUGUGAUGGCGACUUGGUCAGGGAGGUGAUAGAACACACACCUGCAGCGUUCACUCCUUUGAUGGCUUGGCUGCUUCUUACAGAGAACCCCAAAGUUAACUCAAGGAAACACAGAAUUACCUGGAGCACACCUUAGAAACAAUUGAUUUUUUCCAACAGUUAGCCUUAGGCUGACCCUUGGACUGUAGGGAGUAGGUGUCAAAUUGAGACACUUGUGGCCUUUUUUGGUUAAGAAAAGAACCUUUUUCCCCUUCUUUUUAAAGCAGCAUCUCUUCAGUGCUCCGCGAUACAUUGAGUUUCCCCGUUAUUCCUUAGAGAUAGUUGAACAAAAACAACUUUCUUUUUCUCAUUCCACUACAUAAAAAAAACAAAAACCAAAAAGACAACCCUGAAAUCUUCACGUACAAAGGCAACAGCAUCUCCAGCAGAAAGCCUGGGCAGCAGAUGCCGACUCCAACGGGGCUCUGCCGUCCGUCCCUGUGUGUUCUUUCUGGCAACUCAGUUGCUCAGGGUUGCUGCUGUCCUGACACUGCAUUUGCAUCAGAGGUGAGUCUUACUCACCAGGGUUCACUCAAGAUAUUUCAAACAACAGAACACAUACAGCGUUUUGGAAAUGGUAAAACUACAUGUUGUAUUUGAGAGGUCUGGUUAAGAAGUCAAAACUUCCUCGAUAUUUUAUAUUGAUUUGGGUAAAGAGAGAAAUACUUCUGUCAGAAUGAAAUUUAAAAGACAAAAGGACCCAACACAUUUUUAUUUUCCCUGAAAUGACCACCUUUGGACUCUUCCAGAGAUGUCAAAUGUAAGUUAAUGUGAUGUCAUUCAUCACACGCAGUGAAUCUGUUCUCAUGACCUUUGAAUUCAUUCAUUUGGGACCAUAAAAUUAAUUUCUUCUCUACAUCCUACAGUGGUCAGAGCAGGGCAUGAGUUUGUCAAUACAAAGGAAAAGCCGUUCACAUGGGAAUGUCAGCCAAACUAUUCUUUCCCUAGAGGUUGAUGUAACAGAAAAUUUAUAAACUAUUUGUAUUUUGUAUAAAUACAUCAAAAUUGGCCCGAUUAAUAGCUUACGUACGUGCAUCAAUAUGGAGAAUAUGUUAUUUAUAGGUAAUUAUAUGAUAAGGAAUAUUUCAUAAUUAUUUACAAUACUUGAUAUAAAUUCCUCUCACAUGCUAUAGUAGUUAUGCUAAGAAAGAACUUAAUGUGUUUAGCAUUUUCUCUAUGGUAAAUUACAUUCACCAAUUUUAGGAAAAACAAUAUGGAAUUUUAUAAGAUAGUUAUAACCUCCCAGCCAAUUCCAUUAGCACAACCAACGUGUUUUGAGAGAAACGCAAACAACUUUAGGAAAAUGUGGACAUCCAAAGAGCCACAGCAGUACUUGACAAUUAUUGGGGAUUUUUAAUCCACGUAUAUUGAAAAAGUUGUACAAAAGGAUUACCCUACUCUUUAGAAUUCGUGUCAUUACUAGAAGUCCGGUUACCACUUAAAAUAAGAUAAAGUCCUAAAAAAAUUACAUUUUAAGGUUACGUUUUCUUUCAAAUAACAAAUUUUCUAUCUUUGGGUAAUGUCUUUGUUAUUUGAACCAAGUAUUUAAUAGAUACUUUGGUCUUAAAGGCUUUAUGUCACGGAAGUGUAUAUAGAUGUGCAAGUGUGAGUCCCGUGGUGUGGAUGAGUGCUUAUUUCUUGACUAAAGAUGUACAGCAAACUACCCUUUUAGGGUCUUCCUACUAGUGGUGAUCUAACAUUGGGUCUGCUUGUUUUCAUUCCGUAUUUAGUCCAGGCUUCCUUUUGAUAUGAACAAAUCGCAACAUAUAUUUUUAAGGAAAAAAAAUCCAAAUACAUAAGAAUUUUCUUGAUUGUAGCAAACAAAAAAAUGCUUUCAGUGUGAAAAUAUCUCUAUUUUCCAAAGAUGGUUAACUUUGGUCAGUAUUCGCCUCCGUUGUCAUUUAUAUCACCAAAUGAGUUUAUAGAUUAAUGCAAUAAACUUUCUAAUUAAAAAAAAAA
Messenger RNA from Acinonyx jubatus (cheetah), 7383 nucleotides. It is a transcript of the gene MEGF10, whose product is annotated as multiple EGF like domains 10. Bases 19 to 3435 code for a protein of 1138 amino acids. The record is from RefSeq and is a predicted model, not a curated record. NCBI's taxonomy places the organism in Eukaryota, Metazoa, Chordata, Mammalia, Carnivora, Felidae. Gene Ontology annotation, molecular function: scavenger receptor activity; protein binding. The transcript has 24 exons.